This is a messenger RNA of Oryza sativa Japonica Group (Japanese rice), 1768 nucleotides long. Its product is annotated as photosynthetic NDH subunit of subcomplex B 1, chloroplastic. Gene Ontology annotation, biological process: photosynthetic electron transport in photosystem I. Gene Ontology annotation, cellular component: NAD(P)H dehydrogenase complex (plastoquinone); chloroplast. NCBI's taxonomy places the organism in Eukaryota, Viridiplantae, Streptophyta, Magnoliopsida, Poales, Poaceae. The record is from RefSeq and is a predicted model, not a curated record. Gene Ontology annotation, molecular function: glycosyltransferase activity.
ACACCAAAAAACAAAAAACAUAGAAAUAAAUAAAUAAAAACAAUAGCAAUAUCCAAAGCAACUCAUCAGCACACUCACUCUGCAACAAGCAUGCAGACGCCAACCAUGUCGACGUCCAUGGCCACGCCGGCGAAGCUCCCCUCACCGCCGUCGCUGCCGAUAGCGAGGCAAUGCUGCUGCCACCUGCUGCAGCUAGGGCGGCGCGGCGGCGCGGGCGUGGCGCGGGCGUCGGCGAAGAAGAAGAACCCGUGGCUGGACCCGUUCGACGACGGGCCCGACGACGAGUUCGACUACCGCGGCGCGUUCUCGGGGGGGAAGCAGGAGGAGGACCCGCGGCCGCCGGAGGACCCGGCGAACCCGUACGGGUUCCUGCGGUUCCCGGCGGGGUACAACCCGGAGCUGGAUAGCCUGGCAUCCAAGGUGCGGCGCGACGUGCGGCGGGCGUGCUGCGUGGUGUCCGGCGGGGUGUACGAGAACGUGCUCUUCUUCCCGGUGGUGCAGCUGCUGCGGGACAGGUACCCCGGGGUGGUGGUGGACGUGGUGGCGUCGGCGAGGGGGAAGCAGGUGUACGAGAUGUGCAAGAACGUCAGGUACGCCGACGUCUACGACCCCGACGACGACUGGCCCGAGCCCGCCGAGUACACCCACCAGCUCGGCGUGCUCAAGAACAGGUACUAUGAUCUGAUCAUAUCGACCAAGUUGGCCGGGAUAGGGCACGCGCUCUUCCUCUUCAUGUCGUCGGCCCGCGACAAGGUCGGCUAUGUUUACCCCAACGUCAACAGCGCCGGCGCCGGGCUGUUCCUCACCGAGAUGUUCCGGCCGCCGACCACCAACCUCGCCGACAGCGGCUACAACAUGUAUCAGGACAUGUUGGAGUGGAUUGGGCGGCCAGCGAAGGGUGUGCCGGAGCACCCGGUACCGCCGUUGCGGGUGUCCAUCUCCAAGAAGCUCCGAGCGUUCGUGGAGGACAAAUAUAGCCGUGCCGGCGUCGAGAAGGGCAAGUUCGUCGUCGUCCACGGCAUCGCCUCCGACUCCUUCGCCAACAUGAGGUCGAGGGGGGACGAUGACUGCCUCCUCCCUCUCGAGCAUUGGGCUGAGAUCGCCAAGGAGAUCAGCUCUGAAGACAAUGGUCUGAAGCCUCUGUUUGUGAUCCCUCAUCAGAAGCACAGGGAAGAGGUUGAGGAGACUGUGGGGAAGGACACCAAUAUCCUGUUCAUCACCACUCCUGGCCAACUCACCUGCCUCAUCAACGACUCCGUCGGCGUCGUCGCGACCAACACCGCCGCCGUCCAGCUCGCCAACGCCAGGGACAAGCCAUGCGUGGCUCUCUUCUCAUCCAAGGAGAAGGCGAGGCUGUUCCUGCCGUACUUGGAGGAGAAGAAGGGCUGCACCGUCGUCGCGUCGGAGACCGGGAAGCUGAUCGACAUCGACGUCGAGGCCGUCAAGAAGGCGGUGAAGGAGUUCAAGGCCGCCCCAAGCGUUGCAUUGGCUCAAACAUGAUGAAGACCAUCAUCUUCUUGUUGCACUGUACAUAGAUCUGCACGGUUACAGUGAGCUCGCCUGAGCAAGUGAGCAGCAAAAGCUCCUUGCCUGGCUCUGAUUCAAUGUGUCUUGUAGUCGUUCAGUUCAGCUACAAAUGUUCCACAUACAACCGCAUGAAAUGCCCAAACUCACCUUGUCUACUGCUCACCGAGCAGACAAGCGAUGCAGCCUGUGUUACUCUGUUUAUAGAAUGGAAAUGGCAUACACCUUGCACGUUUUUAUGAUA